This is a messenger RNA of Theobroma cacao (cacao), 2056 nucleotides long. Its product is annotated as indole-3-acetic acid-amido synthetase GH3.17-like. Gene Ontology annotation, molecular function: acid-amino acid ligase activity. Gene Ontology annotation, cellular component: cytoplasm. NCBI's taxonomy places the organism in Eukaryota, Viridiplantae, Streptophyta, Magnoliopsida, Malvales, Malvaceae. The record is from RefSeq and is a predicted model, not a curated record.
UCUUCUGGUUUUAAUUAGUUUCUGAAAAUUAUUUUUCAUUGCCGGUGAGAUGGAAACAGAUAAGUAUUUGAAAAUUAUGGAGGAGCUGACCAGCAAUGCUCAUGAGAUGCAGGAAAAACUAUUGGAGGAAAUAUUAAAACGAAAUGCAGGAACUGAAUAUCUAAAAGGCUACCUCCAUGGCCAAGCCGACAAGAAACUGUUCAAAGAGAAUGUUCCCAUUUCGACUUACGAAGAUAUCAUGCCUUAUAUUGACCGAAUUGCCAACGGAGAGCCAUCAGAUAUCCUUUUAGCUGAUCUUGUACUCGGAUUUCUACGAAGCACUGGCACUACGGGAGGGAAGCGAAAGUUGAUACCGUACACAGCUGAGAGUUUGGACAAAAUGUGUUUACAACCAAUCCUAGCUGAGGCUGUCAUGGGAAAAUAUUUUGAUGGCUUAGACAAAGGAAAAGGAAUGUACUUUCUUUUUGCCAAUCCAGAGGUUGAAACUCCAUGUGGUUUAAUGGAAAGCUCGUAUACUACAACCUACUUUAAGAGCAGUGGCUUCGAAAACAGUGUGGCUAAAAUCUGCACAAGCCCUGUUGAGAUAAUCUUGUGCUUAGACACCCAGCAGAGCAUGUACUGCCAAUUAUUGAUUGGUUUACUUCAAAGUGAUCAAGUUUUGAGGGUUGCUACAAUCUUUGCAUCUACUUUGGUUCGGAGCAUUAAGUUUUUAGAAGAUUGCUGGAAAGAGCUAUGCUUUAACAUAAGGACAGGUCGUGCAAGCGAUUGGAUUACUGAUGCAGGAUGCAGAAAUGCAUUGUCUUCAGUCCUCACCGAGCCAAAUCCAGAGUUGGCUGAUUCAAUAGAACGUGCAUGCGGGGGACAAUCAUGGCAAGGGAUAGUUAAAAAGCUUUUCCCUAAAACAAAGUAUAUUGGUGUUCUUGUUACAGGAAGUAUGAGCCAAUAUAUCAAGAUUCUUGACUUCUAUUGUGGUGGCCUGCCUCUAGUUUCAGAAUAUUAUUCUUGUUCUGAAGCUGUUUGUGGUAUCAAUUUAAAACCUCUAAGCAAGCCCUCGGAAGUCUCUUACACCUUUCUUCCCAAUAUGGCCUACUUUGAAUUUCUACCUGUGAAAGAAGACAAUGAAAAGUUGACUCAAGAAUCUAGGGAAACAGAGAAUAAAAAUGAAGAUAUUGAACCUGUUGAUCUUGUGAAUGUGAAGCUUGGUCAAUGUUACGAACUACUUGUCACAACUCUUACAGGUCUAUAUCGAUACAAUGUUGGAGAUGUUCUUAUGGCAACUGGUUUCCACAAUAAUGCUCCUCAAUUCCGGUUUAUAGAGCGGAAAAAUGUGGCUUUAAACCUUGAAUUUGAAAAAACUACUGAAACAGACCUCUCAAGAGCAGUGACAGAUGCCGAAGUCCUCCUUGAGCCCCUUGGCUUUCUCUUGGUUGGGCACACUAGUUAUGCUGACACUUCAUCGAAACCAGGUCACUAUGUAUUAUUUUGGGAGCUUAAGAUUCCAGGAACUAGCGAUAUGCCAAAGCUAGAUCCCAAGAUAAUGGAACAAUGCUGCUCUACAGUGGAAAAAUCACUUAAUUUUCAGUAUGGAAUUCAGAGGAAGUACGGUGUAAUUGGCCCUUUAGAGAUCAGAGUGGUAAAAUAUGGAACCUUUGAUGCACUUAUGGAUUUCUAUGUAUCAAGGGGCGCUUCCAUUACUCAAUACAAGACACCCUGUUGCAUCAAAUUGGAAGAUGCCAUAAACGUAUUGGACUCCAAGGUGGUGGGAAGAUACUUCAGCCCCAAAACUCUUGAUUAAGAUGCAUCCAAUCCUAUGUUUGUCUUGUGACUUUGGUGAAGGAUAAAGCCUCUUGCAGAAGGUAAUUCUAUACGGUCAAAACAGCUGCAGCAAAAUCUUUAUCGACUCUGCCUCCAGUUGUUUAAAGGGUGAAUGUAAUAUGCAUCUGCAUUGAUUGGAAAUAGCUUAUGUUAGUUCUUGGUAUCAGCUUCCUUGGUUUAUCAAGUUCAACUUCUAUUUGACUUUAUUGAUGUAUAAGACCUUCACCAAUAGUAAAUCGUU